UUUUUACUGAACAAGAUACAGUUUUGAAAUAAGUGCUUCAAAAGUUACUUUGUGAUAAAAGUUUUAUUACCUUUUUGAUUAUUGGGUACUCGAAAUGAGUGUCACAACCGGUGCCCCACCGGGGGCACCUAUGGACGGCAUUUUAGAAGGUUGUGAAAAAACGUUAGAUCCUGCGAAAAAAGAUGGCGGGAAAAGAGUUUUCGAAAAAUACUUGUACGCUAACAGUGACACUGGCCCGUAUAAAGUUAUUAUUGAAAAAGAAGAAGAAAAGGACAAACCAAUUGGAAUCAAUAAGAUCUCUGUCGGAAUAGUUCUAAAGCAAAACGGUUUCACGAAAUCAAUAAUGGACAUCCGAAAAAUAGGACGCUCGAAAGUAUUGGUUUAUUUUCAAGAUUUUGCUGCAGCAAACAGGCUCGUGAGUUGUAAAAAUUUGUCUUUGAGGAAAUAUGCAGCUUAUAUUCCGAAAGGUUUCGUGUCUGUAAAGGGCGUUAUAAGUGGCAUCCCUGAAGACAUCGACGUCAAGGAGCUACAAAGUGAAAUCGAUUCAAACAAGGAGAUCUUGGAGAUUUUCCGGAUGCAUCGAUUCGUCAGUAAGGACAAUAAGGUUCCAUUAAAAAAGGUAUGUGUUGUAUUCCGUUCCAAUAAGCUUCCGGAUUCAGUAAGAAUAUAUGCGGUUAAUAUGAGAGUGGAGGCAUAUGUAAACAGAGCGGUCAUGUGCAACGCCUGUUUAAGGUAUGGUCAUAAAGCCGAUAACUGCAAAGGUAGGAAACGAUGUGAUAACUGUGGAAACGCGGAAGAUGAAAAUCACGAUAUCAAAAAUUGCGUCAACCUGACGAAAUGUGUGCACUGCAAGGAAAGCCACAAAGCGUCAGACCCCAAAUGUCCGGAAAGAGCUAAGCAGGCAGCCAUUAAGAAAUUGAUGGCUUGCCAAAAUUUAACCUUCCAAGAAGCUAAAGAAGAGUUCAGGGUGGAAACUCGUAAUGGAUUCGAUAUUCUCUCCAACAUGAGAGAAUUUCCGAGCAUUUACGAAAGUUUUGCGACAGUGACUGCGAAAAGCGUUAAGCCUCCAACAAAACCACAAAAUCAACCUAGAAAACCAGUUGCUUCUACUAGCGCAAGUGGUGGAAAUAGUGGGCAAACUAGGGUAAACAUUCAACACAUUCAGAAAACGAAACAAAGCGUAAACAACGCUGAUGACGAUAGUUGCAGUUCGGUACAACCAAAAAAACGAAAAACACAUACAUCUUCAGAUCCAAAUGAUGAUACGGAAAAUCAACAAAUGAUGCCCGUACAACAAUACUUGGAACUUCGAAAACGGUGGGAUGACCAAAUGCAAAUAUUGGCAAACCAGAGAGAGAGUUAUAAGUCUGCUAUGAAGAAGUCAUACACUGAACCAAAUUAGGCGAUUAAAUUUAUAAGGUCAUUCUAAUAAAUCUUACUAUUCACAGUCAAAUUUUAGCUACUAAAUUAUCCUUUGAAAGAUAUAGCAAAAUCCAAUAAAUUGUAUCUGCUUCACUCACUUGGUGAAAUGCAUAGGACAAUCCAAUAAUUAUGAAACCAAAUUGGGCUAUAAAAUUUAUAGGGUCAAUCUAAUAAAUCUUAUCAUUCAGUGUUUGAUAGAAACUAACGAUAAAUCCAUUACGAAAUAUGGAAAAAUCCAAUGAAUUUCAUAAGCUUGUUCUACCUAGGAAAACAUAUAUAAAAUUCCUAUACAUUUCAUCAUUCAAAAGUUAGUAUACAUGUUGGCGUGUCCGUUUCAAUUCUGUUUGGAGAACAUAAAUCAAGAAGAACGAUUGUUUGUGUUGAGCCAGUAAUUUUUGACCGGAAGAUUUUACCAGUUGAAUGGCAGCAAACAAAACUAAAAUACCAUCGCCGUGAUAAAAGCUAAACAUUUAUGAACGUAAAAUACGGGACUUAAAAUGACGGCCAGCAGCGGAGAAAUACAGAUCCGGACUUCAGCUAGUAAGCACACGGUUCCAUUCUUUGCCAUGCAUAGGAAAAACAUCAAUCCACCAGAACAGCAGCGCCCGACCAGCUGAAUCAGGAUUUAUGCACCAGCCAUGAUCAAUGCAUGGAACCGCAUCCUCAUCAAUAAGUGUUUGAAGUGCAGUGCAGUAUAACGUUUACAUUUUUGGAAGAUUUGUUGUAAUAAAUGUUUAACGAGAUCAAUUUAGUUAUUUAUAUGAAUAAGAUGGAAAAUAGAAAUUGAAUUACAGGCGUAUUUGAUUGCAAUGAUGGAACCAUUCAUAACACUAGAUUAGAUAAUAAAUCAUAAUAAUUUCGC
Messenger RNA from Uranotaenia lowii, 2284 nucleotides. RefSeq lists its product as uncharacterized. Lineage: Eukaryota; Metazoa; Arthropoda; Insecta; Diptera; Culicidae. The record is from RefSeq and is a predicted model, not a curated record. The transcript has 3 exons. Bases 95 to 1402 code for a protein of 435 amino acids.